CGAGCCGCUGACACUCUGGCCUGUCUGGACUGCUCAGCCGGCACAAUCUUUCAGAGUCCGGGACUCUGGCCCGGUAGCAGCUACCUGCAAUGAAGACGUAUGAUUCAGUCGUUUAACCCAGAUGGUCAGGUCUGUAGGUCUGAGACCCACACUCUGUACUGGAGGAGAAGGGGAGGGAGAGCUCUGUACAGUUCAACUUGGAUACUCAGAGGCAAUAGAGGAGAGAGAGAGAUGAGGCUUAUUCUACAUGUCAGGACUAAAUUGAUAAUUGUAUGGGGAACCUGAAUUCUGAUAGCUGGCCUAGAAUUUGAAAGGCCAGAGUAAUUGGAUUCGGAGCACAAAGCAACAGGAGCCCACAGUAACAGCCUGUGGUGUAAGUAGAAUGACAGUGUCAACCCAUAUUACCACUAUAUGACUGUGGGUUCAGAGUGUCCCUGCCUACUGUCAAUCAUUCAUUUACCAACCCUCCCAAUCGCUUAUCAAUCAAGCCUGUCGAUAACCAUGCCCAAUGGUUAUUCUAUGUAUUCCAUUGGUGCAAUGAAGCCAUAAUGUCCUGUCAUCCUUCUCUUAUGCCCUAUGUCAGAUCCUAUUUGCCAAUUGGCUGCCUUGGGAGUCAUGAUAGUAGUAGAGAAACACUGAGCAUAUGCGAUACAUAUAUUAGUAUGAUGACACUGCUGGCAGAAAUGGUCUGAGACUGAUGUUUUGGCAUGGAAAUAGAUAGAUCUUGCUUGUUUUCCUUGUCGACUAGGCCAGGCCAAGUUCUUGUCAGGCCAUAAAAGUUUUUCAGUCAAUCUCUUAACAGUAAUGCAAUACUGUCAUCUCUCUCUCUCUCUCUCUCUCUCUCUCUCUCUCUCUCUCUCUCUCUCUCUCUCUCUCUCUCUCUCUCCCUCUCCCUUUCUACAGUAAUUUAGAAUUAGGAUAUGAUCUAAAUACUAAAAUGAUGCCAUUUUGAUAUUUAUUACCACCACAUUACCACCAAAUAAAAGCGUUAUGAAGCCACAAUGAGAACAAAACAAGGCCCUGUCUCAGACUGGAACAGUUAACCUGUCUCAGACUGGAACAGCUACCCUGUCUCAGACUGGAACAGUUACCCUGUCUCAGACUGGAACAGUUACCCUGUCUCAGAUUGGAACAGUUACCCUGUCUCAGAUUGGAACAGUUACCCUGUCUCAGACUGGAACAGUUACCCUGUCUCAGACUGGAACAGAUACCCUGUCUCAGACUGGAACAGUUACCCUGUCUCAGACUGGAACAGCUACCCUGUCUCAGACUGGAACAGUUACCCUGUCUCAGACUGGAACAGCUACCCUGUCUCAGAUUGGAACAGCUACCCUGUCUCAGACUGGAACAGUUACCCUGUCUCAGACUGGAACAGUUACCCUGUACAAGACUGGAACAGUUACCCUGUCUCAGACUGGAACAGUUACCCUGUCUCAGACUGGAACAGUUACCCUGUCUCAGACUGGAACAGCUACCCUGUCUCAGACUGGAACAGUUACCCUGUCUGAGACUGGAACAGCUACCCUGUACAAGACUGGAACAGUUACCCUGUCUCAGAAUGGAACAGUUAACCUUUCUCAGACUGGAACAGGUACCCUGUCUCAGACUGGAACAGUUACCCUUUCUCAGACUGGAACAGCUACCCUGUCUCAGACUGGAACAGCUACCCUGUCUCAGACUGGAACAGCUACCCUGUCUCAGACUGGAACAGUUACCCUGUCUCAGACUGGAACAGCUACCCUGUCUCAGACUGGAACAGUUACCCUGUCUCAGAUUGGAACAGUUACUCUGUCUACGACUGGAACAGUUAUCCUUUCUCAGACUGGAACAGUUACCCUGUCUCAGACUGGAACAGCUACCCUGUCUCAGACUGGAACAGUUAACCUUUCUCAGACUGGAACAGUUACCCUGUCUGAGACUGGAACAGUUACCCUGUCUCAGACUGGAACAGUUACCCUGUCUCAGAAUGGAACAGUUAACCUUUCUCAGACUGGAACAGUUACCCUGUCUCAGACUGGAACAGUUAACCUGUCUCAGACUGGAACAGUUACCCUGUACAAGACUGGAACAGUUACCCUGUCUCAGACUGGAACAGUUACCCUGUCUCAGACUGGAACAGUUACCCUGUCUCAGACUGGAACAGCUACCCUGUCUCAGACUGGAACAGUUACCCUGUCUCAGAUUGGAACAGUUACCAUGUCUCAGACUGGAAAAUGUACCGUGCUUAGACUGGAACAGUUACCCUGUCUCAGAUUGGAACAGCUACCCUGUCUCAGACUGGAACAGUUACCCUGUCUCAGACUGGAACAGCUACCCUGUCUCAGACUGGAACAAUUACCAUGUCUCAGACUGGAACAGUUAACCUGUCUCAGACUGGAACAUUUACCGUGUCUUAGACUGGAACAGGUACCCUGUCUCAGACUGGAACAGCUACCCUGUCUCAGACUGGAACAGUUAUCCUGUCUCAGACUGGAACAGCUACCCUGUCUCAGACUGGAACAGUUACCCUGUCUCAGACUGGAACAAUUACCAGGUCUCAGACUGGAACAGUUAACCUGUCUCAGACUGGAACAUUUACUGUGUCUGAGACUGGAACAGUUACCCUGUCUCAGAAUGGAACAGUUAACCUUUCUCAGACUGGAACAGGUACCAUGUCUCAGACUGGAACAGUUAACCUGUCUCAGACUGGAACAGUUACCCUGUACAAGACUGGAACAGUUACCCUGUCUCAGACUGGAACAGUUACCCUGUCUCAGACUGGAACAGCUACCCUGUAUCAGACUGGAACAGUUACCCUGUCUCAGAUUGGAACAGUUACCCUGUCUCAGACUGGAACAGUUAACCUGUCUCAGACUGGAACAGCUACCCUGUCUCAGACUGGAACAGUUACCCUGUCUCAGACUGGAACAGUUACCCUGUACAAGACUGGAACAGCUACCCUGUCUCAGACUGGAACAGUUACCCUGUCUCAGAAUGGAACAGCUACCCUGUCUCAGACUGGAACAGUUACCCUGUCUCAGAUUGGAACAGUUACCCUGUCUCAGACUGGAACAGCUACCCUGACUCAGACUGGAACAGCUACCCUGUCUCAGACUGGAACAGUUACCCUGUCUCAGAUUGGAACAGUUACCCUGUCUUAGACUGGAACAGUUACCCUGUCUCAGACUGGAACAGUUACCCUGUCUCAGACUGGAACAGUUACCCUGUCUCAGACUGGACAGCUACCCUGACUCAGACUGGAACAGUUACCCUGUCUCAGACUGGAACAGCUACCCUGUCUCAGAUUGGAACAGCUACCCUGUCUCAGACUGGAACAGUUACCCUGUCUCAGAUUGGAACAGUUACCCUGUCUCAGACUGGAACAAUUACCCUAUCUCAGACUGGAACAGCUACCCUGUCUCAGACUGGAACAAUUACCCUGUCUCAGACUGGAACAGUUACCCUGUACAAGACUGGAACAGUUACCCUGUCUCAGAAUGGAACAGCUACCCUGUCUCAGACUGGAACAGUUACCCUGUCUCAGACUGGAACAGUUAGCCUGUACAAGACUGGAACAGUUACCCUGUCUCAGACUGGAACAUUUACCCUGUCUCAGACUUGAACAGUUACCCUGUACAAGACUGGAACAGUUACCCUGUCUCAGACUGGAACAGUUACCCUGUCUCAGACUGGAACAGCUACCCUGUCUCAGACUGGAACAGUUACCCUGUCUCAGACUGGAACAGUUACCCUGUACAACACUGGAACAGUUACCCUGUCUCAGACUGUAACAGUUACCCUGUCUCAGACUGGAACAGUUACCCUGUCUCAGACUGGAACAGUUACCCUGUCUCAGACUGGAACAGUUACCCUGUACAAGACUGGAACAGUUACCCUGUCUCAGACUGGAACAGUUACCCUGUCUCAGACUGGAACAGUUACCCUGUAAAAGACUGGAACAGUUACCCUGUCUCAGACUGGAACAGCUACCCUGUCUCAGACUGGAACAGCUACCCUAUCUCAGACUGGAACAGCUACCCUGUCUCAGACUGGAACAGUUACCCUGUCUCAGAUUGGAACAGUUACCCUGUCUUAGACUGGAACAGUUACCCUGUCUUAGACUGGAACAGUUACCUUGUCUCAGACUGGAACAGCUACCCUAUCUCAGACUGGAACAGUAAACCUGUCUCAGACUGGAACAGUUACCCUGUACAAGACUGGAACAGUUACCCUGUCUCAGACUGGAACAGUUACCCUGUCUCAGACUGGAACAGCUACCCUGUCUCAGACUGGAACUGUUACCCUGUCUCAGAUUGGAACAGUUACCCUGUCUCAGACUGGAACAGUUACCCUGUCUCAGAUUGGAACAGUUACCCUGUCUCAGACUGGAACAGUUACCCUGUCUCAGACUGGAACAGCUACCCUGUCUCAGACUGGAACAGUUACCCUGUCUCAGACUGGAACAGUUACCCUGUCUCAGACUGGAACAGUUACCCUGUACAAGACUGGAACAGUUACCCUGUCUCAGACUGGAACAGUUACCCUGUCUCAGACUGGAACAGCUACCCUGUCUCAGAUGGGAACAGUUACCCUGUCUCAGACUGGAACAGUUACCCUGUACAAGACUGGAACAGUUACCCUGUCUCAGACUGGAACAGUUACCCUGUCUCAGACUGGAACAGCUACCCUGUCUCAGACUGGAACAGUUACCCUGUCUCAGAUUGGAACAGUUACCCUGUCUCAGACUGGAACAGUUACCCUGUCUCAGACUGGAACAGCUACCCUGUCUCAGACUGGAACAGCUACCCUGUCUCAGACUGGAACAGUUACCCUGUCUCAGAUUGGAACAGUUACCCUGUCUCAGACUGGAACAGUUACCCUGUCUCAGAUUGGAACAGUUACCCUGUCUCAGACUGGAACAGUUACCCUGUCUCAGACUGGAACAGCUACCCUGUCUCAGACUGGAACAGUUACCCUGUCUCAGACUGGAACAGUUACCCUGUCUCAGACUGGAACAGUUACCCUGUACAAGACUGGAACAGUUAACCUAUCUCAGACUGGAACAGCUACCCUGUCUCAGACUGGAUCAGUUACCCUGUCUCAGACUGGAACAGUUACCCUGUCUCAGACUGGAACAGUUACCCUGUACAAGACUGGAACAGUUACCCUGUCUCAGAUUGGAACAGUUACCCUGUCUCAGACUGGAACAGUUACCCUGUCUCAGACUGGAACAGCUACCCUGUACAAGACUGGAACAGCUACCCUGUCUCAGACUGGAACAGUUACCCUGUCUCAGAUUGGAACAGCUACCCAGUCUCAGACUGGAACAGUUACCCUGUCUCAGACUGAACAGUUACCCUGUCUCAGACUGGAAAAGUUACCCUGUCUCAGACUGGAACAGUUAACCUUUCUCAGACUGGAACAGCUACCCUGUCUCAGACUGGAACAGUUACCCUGUCUCAGACUGGAACAGUUAUCCUGUCUCAGACUGGAACAGUUACCCUGUCUCAGACUGGAACAGUUACCCUGUCUCAGACUGGAACAGUUACCCUGUCUCAGACUGGAACAGUUACCAAGUCUCAGACUGGAACAUCUACCCUGUCUCAGACUGGAACAGUUACCCUGUCUCAGAUUGGAACAGCUACCAUGUCUCAGACUGGAACAGUUACCCUGUCUCAGACUGGAACAGUUACCCUGUCUCAGACUGGACAGCUACCCUGUCUCAGACUGGAACAGCUACCCUGUCUCAGACUGGAACCGCUACCCUGUCUCAGACUGGAACAGUUACCCUGUCUCAGAUUGGAACAGUUACCCUGUCUUAGACUGGAACAGUUACCCAGUCUUAGACUGGAACAGUUACCCUGUCUCACACUGGAACAGCUACCCUAUCUCAGACUGGAACAGUUAACCUGUCUCAGACUGGAACAUUUACCGUGUCUCAGACUGGAACAGUUACCCUGUCUCAGAUUGGAACAGCUACCCUGUCUCAGACUGGAACAGUUACCCUGUCUCAGACUGGAACAGUUAUCCUGUCUCAGAUUGGAACAGGUACCCUGUCUCAGACUGGAACAGUUACCCUGUCUCAGAUUGGAACAGUUACCCUGUCUUAGACUGGAACAGCUACCCUAUCUCAGACUGGAACAGUUAACCUGUCUCAGACUGGAACAUUUACCGUGUCUUAGACUGGAACAGUUACCCUGUCUCAGACUGGAACAGCUACCCUUUCUCAGAUUGGAACAGUUACCCUGUCUCAGACUGGAACAGCUACCCUGUCUCAGACUGGAACAGCUACCCUGUCUCAGACUGGAACAGUUACCCUGUCUCAGAUUGGAACAGCUACCCAGUCUCAGAUUGGAACAGUUACCCUGUCUCAGACUGGAACAGUUACCAUGUCUCAGACUGGAACAGCUACCCUGUCUCAGACUGGAACAGCUACCCAGUCUCGUUAACCUGUCUCAGACUGGAACAGUUACCCUGUCUCAGAUUGGAACAGUUACCCUGUCUCAGACUGGAACAGUUACCCUGUCUCAGACUGGAACAGUUACCCUGUCUCAGAUUGGAACAGUUACCCUGUCUCAGACUGGAACAGUUACCCUGUCUCAGAUUGGAACAGUUACCCUGUCUCAGACUAGAACAGUUACCCUGUCUCAGACUGGAACAGCUACCCUGUCUCAGACUAGAACAGCUACCCUGUCUCAGACUGGAACAGUUAACCUAUCUCAGAUUGGAACAGUUACCCUGUCUCAGACUGGAACAGUUACCCUGUCUCAGAUUGGAACAGUUACCCUGUCUCAGACUAGAACAGUUACCCUGUCUCAGACUGGAACAGUUACCCUGUCUCAGACUGGAACAGCUACCCUGUCUCAGACUGGAACAGCUACACUGUCUCGUUACCCUGUCUCAGACUGGAACAGUUACCCUGUCUCAGACUGGAACAGCUACCCUGUCUCAGACUGGAACAGCUACCCUGUCUCAGACUGGAACAGUUACUCUGUCUCAGACUGGAACAGUUACCCUGUCUCAGACUGGAACAGCUACCCUGUACAAGACUGGAACAGUUACCCUGUCUCAGACUGGAACAGCUACCCUGUCUCAGACUGGAACAGUUACCCUGUCUUAGACUGGAACAGCUACCCUGUCUCAGACUGGAACAGUUACCCUGUCUCAGAUUGGAACAGCUACCCAGUCUCAGACUGGAACAGUUACCCUGUCUCAGACUGAACAGUUACCCUGUCUCAGACUGGAACAGCUACACUGUCUCGUUACCCUGUCUCAGACUGGAACAGUUACCCUGUCUCAGACUGGAACAGCUACCCUGUCUCAGACUGGAACAGUUAACCUGUCUCAGACUGGAACAGCUACCCUGUCUCAGACUGGAACAGUUACUCUGUCUCAGACUGGAACAGUUACCCUGUCUCAGACUGGAACAGUUACCCUGUCUCAGACUGGAACAGUUACCCUGUCUCAGACUGGAACAGCUACCCUGUCUCAGACUGGAACAGUUACCCUGUCUCAGACUGGAACAGCUACCCUGUCUCAGACUGGAACAGUUACCCUGUCUCAGACUGGAACAGCUACCCUGUACAAGACUGGAACAGUUACCCUGUCUCAGACUGGAACAGUUACCCUGUCUCAGACUGGAACAGUUACCCUGUCUCAGACUGGAACAGCUACCCUGUCUCAGACUGGAACAGUUAACCUGUCUCAGACUGGAACAGCUACCCUGUCUCAGACUGGAACAGCUACCCUGUCUCAGACUAGAACAGUUACCCUGUCUCAGACUGGAACAACUAUCCUGUCUCAGACUGGAACAGUUACCCUGUCUCGU
This is a messenger RNA of Coregonus sp. 'balchen', 7807 nucleotides long. NCBI's taxonomy places the organism in Eukaryota, Metazoa, Chordata, Actinopteri, Salmoniformes, Salmonidae. The record is from the annotation of a GenBank genome assembly.